Messenger RNA from Daphnia carinata, 1598 nucleotides. Its product is annotated as kynureninase-like. The record is from RefSeq and is a predicted model, not a curated record. The coding region runs from base 102 to 1529 and encodes 475 amino acids. Gene Ontology annotation, molecular function: kynureninase activity; pyridoxal phosphate binding. The transcript has 9 exons. Lineage: Eukaryota; Metazoa; Arthropoda; Branchiopoda; Diplostraca; Daphniidae. Gene Ontology annotation, cellular component: cytoplasm. Gene Ontology annotation, biological process: NAD+ biosynthetic process.
CUUCUAGAAAAGGUAUUCCAGACUUUCGAAGGACGAGUUGUUGUUAUGCGUGGCAAUCAAAUCUUCGGCUACAGGUGGAACAGUGUCUCAUCGGUACAGAAAUGAACCAGUCUCACAAUUCGGACAACGCUAACGGAAUACAACAUCACCAAAAUAUACCCCUAACCAACAGUUUACGAAAAUGGGCCGACAGUUUCGGUGUCACUUUGGAAAGCUCGGAAUUCGCUGCUCAAAUGGAUUCAGUUGACCCGCUUCGAGAAUUCCGAAGCAAUUUCACUUUUCCUACCAUGAAAGAUUUACCUUGUGUGGAUCUCUCGUUAAUCGAAAACCCGGACGAAGAAUGCAUUUACCUGUGUGGCAAUUCUCUUGGGCUCAAACCCAAACGCGCCGAUGGUUACCAACAAGAAGUUUUAAACUGUUGGGCUAAAUUAGGUGUUUUCACGCACUUUACUGGUCGCUUCCCCGCUGCCAAAUGCGAUUUACUUGUCAAAGAUUCGCUGGUGAAACUCGUAGGCGCCGAGAACACGGCCGAAGUAGUUUGCAUGAACGGUCUCACUGUCAACAUUCAUCUGCUUUUAAUUUCUUUCUACCGACCGACAGCCACCCGUUACAAGAUCAUGAUUGAAGGACACGCUUUUCCGUCCGAUCGAUACGCCGUUGUAUCGCAGCUGAAUUUGCAUGGUUAUACGGAAGAGGAUGGACUAAUUAUUCUACAAACUAGACCCGGUGAGCACCUUCUCCGCACUGAAGAUAUUUUAGAAUCCAUCGCAAAACACGGAGAACAGAUUGCCGUCAUCUUCUUAUCGGGCGUUCAUUACUAUACAGGACAGAAGUUCGACAUCGAGACAAUCACAAAGAGCGGCCAAGCUCAAGGUUGUCUGGUCGGAUGGGAUUUGGCUCACGCUGUCGGCAAUGUCGAGCUGAAGAUUCACGAUUGGAACGUGGAUUUCGCUUGCUGGUGCACAUAUAAAUAUUUAAAUUCAGGAGCGGGAGGCAUUGCUGGAGCUUUCAUUCACCAAAAACAUCAUCAUGACAAUCGUCCCAAGUUUUGCGGAUGGUGGAGCAACCGCGAAGACACGCGAUUUGAAAUGCAGCACAGUGUCGAUGCGGCUGCUGGUGCUGACUCUUAUCGUUUGUGUAACCCUCCACCAGCCCUCGUUGCAUUACACAAAGCUGGUCUUGAGAUCUUUGAGGAAGCAGGGAUGGAUCGUUUGUUGGCUAAACAAUAUUUGCUAACUGGCUAUCUGGAACAUUUAAUGGAUCACCUGGCUCUGACUGAUGCAGGAGAGGAUAAAUUCGUCGAGAUUAUAACCCCACGCGAUCCACGACAAAGAGGCACUCAGUUGUCGGUCAUGUUUCCAUUUUCAGUGAAAGAUAUUCACGAGAGAUUAGAAAAAAGAGGAGUCGUGUGCGAUGUACGUCUUCCAAGCGUCAUGCGUUUGGCUCCAACGGCUUCGUACAACACGUUCACGGAUGUUUAUCGAUUUUUUACGGUACUCAAGCAGGUGAUGAUAGAGUGCAAGAUGUAAAGCCAGUGACGUUACUUCGCUUGAUUGACAACCAUGGCAACUAAUAUUUUAGCCUGGGCUUUCUUUGAA